AUGUCUCGGAAUGGCGACCGCGAAGGCGGCAAAAAGCCCCUCAACUUCGGCAUAGUCGUCUUCCCGGCCUUCCAAGCGCUUGACGUCUUUGGGCCCCUAGACGCGCUGAAUCUCUUAUCGCGCUCGUACGAAAUGAACCUGUCCGUCAUCGCGGAGACGCUGGACCCCGUCUCGACGAAUCAGAUCCCAGGCGCACAGCAACAGCCCGGCGCCAUUCCCGCCACCGGUCCCGCGGUGCCAGCGGCCAACUCCGAUUUCGGCCAGACCAUCUUACCCACGCAUACCUUCAAGACGGCCCCGCCACUGGACGUGCUCAUUGUUCCCGGAGGCCAAGGUACGCGGUACGCCGGCAUCCGUGCCUCCAUCGACUUUAUCAAGGAUAGGUUCCCCGAGUUGCAGUAUUUGAUUACGGUUUGCACUGGCGCAGGCGUGGCUGCGCGUGCGGGAGUGCUGGACGGGAAGAGGGCAACGACGAAUAAGCUGUCAUGGGAGCAGACUAUUGCGCUGCGGCCGGAGGUGAACUGGGUGCACAAGGCGCGGUGGGUGGAAGAUGGUAAUAUCUGGACGUCGUCCGGUAUCAGCGCGGGUAUCGAUGUUACUUUUGCGUGGAUUGCUGCUGUGUACGGGCAGGAUCUCGCGAAGAACAUCGCGGAUAGGAUGGAGUACACGCCCGCUGAGGACUCAAACUGGGAUCCAUUCGCAGAUCGCUGGGGCACCAAGAAGGCGUAA
Molecule: messenger RNA, 729 nt
Organism: Colletotrichum aenigma
Lineage: Eukaryota; Fungi; Ascomycota; Sordariomycetes; Glomerellales; Glomerellaceae
Gene: inhA-1
Product: Isonitrile hydratase
Exons: 2
Coding region: 1-729 (242 amino acids)
Source: RefSeq, a predicted model, not a curated record